CCAUAAGCCCUGCCCUGCCUUCCAUCUCUUCAGAAACCUACCAGUCGCAGCAUUCGCCGAAGCCGGCUGAAGGGAAGACGAGACCGCAACCAGGAAAUAAAAGGCCACAGAGAGAGAGAGAGGGAGAGGAUCCCCAGUUCAUAUCUGGACUAUUCUCUUCCACUUCUAUCUCUCCUCCCUUCGAGUUGCGAUGGAGGGAGAGCAGAAGAGGUCCAUUUCUUCGGACGAGCUUCGCAAACACAAUGUGGCUACGGAUCUGUGGAUCUCGAUCCAGGGCAAGGUCUACGAUGUCACCAGCUGGCUCAAGGACCACCCCGGCGGCGACCUCCCCCUCCGCAACCUCGCGGGCCAGGACGUCACCGACGCUUUCGUCGCCUACCACCCCGGCACCGCCUGGAAGCACCUUGACCGCUUCCUUAUCGGGCACCUCUCCGACUACGAAGUCUCCGACGUCUCCAAGGACUACCGCCGCCUCGUCGGCGAGAUCUCAAAGAUGGGACUUUUCGAGAAGAAGGGCCACAUCUCGGGCGUCACUCUUGUCCUCAUAGCCGUCCUCUUCUCCGCCGCCGUCUAUGGCGUUCUCUUCUCCAGCUGUGCUUUGACGCAUGUGGUUUGCGGCGGGAUGAUGGGGUUCCUCUGGAUCCAGUCUGGCUGGAUGGGGCACGAUUCGGGGCACUAUCGGAUCGUCAAGAAUGCCAAGCUUAAUCGCUUCGUCCAGAUCGUGACGGGGAAUUGCCUCACGGGGAUAAGCAUAGCGUGGUGGAAGAGGAACCACAACGCCCACCACAUUGCCUGCAAUAGCCUCGAGUUCGAUCCAGAUCUCCAGCACAUGCCCCUUUUCGCCGUCUCCUCGAGGUUUUUCAGCUCCCUCACCUCUUAUUUUUAUGAGAGAAAAAUGAGUUUUGAUGCAGUUUCUAGAUUCCUGGUUAGCUACCAGCACUGGACUUUCUAUCCUGUCAUGUGUUUUGCAAGAAUUAAUCUUUUUGCUCAAUCGAUAUUGCUUCUGCUGUCGAACAAGAAGGUGCCCAAUAGAUGGCAGGAGAUCCUCGGGGUCAUGGUUUUCUGGGUCUGGUAUCCGCUCCUUGUCUCAUGCUUGCCGAAUUGGGGUGAAAGGUUGAUGUUCGUUGUCGCGAGCUUCGUGGUAACUGGAAUUCAGCAUGUUCAGUUUUGUCUGAAUCACUUCUCGUCGAGUGUAUAUGUCGGGCCUCCAACCGGGAAUGAUUGGUUCGAGAAGCAGACAAUGGGUACACUGAACAUCUCUUGCUCCCCGUGGAUGGAUUGGUUCCAUGGUGGAUUGCAAUUCCAGGCGGAGCACCAUCUCUUCCCUCGCCUGCCGAGAUGUCAUCUUAGAAAGGUGGCUCCUUUUGUGAGGGAGCUCUGCAAGAAGCAUAAGUUGCCUUACUCGAUUGCUUCAUUCUGGGAGGCAAAUGUGAUGACAGUCAGGACUCUCAGGACUGCUGCAUUGCAAGCUCAAGACCUGUCAAACCCAGUUCCGAAGAAUUUGGUAUGGGAGGCUGUUAACACUCAUGGAUGAAAGGUUCUUAGGCCUCCUCUGCUGCUGCCAAUACUGAACUUGUGCUUCGAUUUCAUUGGUCGGUUCUGAUCAGGCUGGGAUUACUGAUGAUCAUUCUCUAUCUUAUUGAAGUUCUUGUUUUGGUUGCAGUUAGACUCUGAGCUAUCCUCCAAUCUAUAAGCUCUGGAAUUGUUUUAGUUGCAUUUCUCUUUUAAUUAAUAAUGGUGAUGUUAAUUUAUAUUCUGAUAGCAGUUUUGGUUAUGAUGGAGACCAGAUUUACUGUUAAUUCAGCAAGAGUUUGCUCUUGAGCCGCUUUUGUAACUGAAUUUUCUGGCACCGUUUGUCAGGCCAGCAGCUUCCAUUCUCUUACUCCAUUGGAUGUAAAGAAUUAGCUACAUGGUUUAUCAUCAGCCCUUUUCCUAUGCAGUGGUUAUUUGUUUUGUCGGGCCAGCAGCUUCCAUUCUCUUACUCCAUUGGAUGUAAAGAAUUAGCUACAUGGUUUAUUAUCAGCCCAUUUCCUAUGCA
Messenger RNA from Elaeis guineensis (African oil palm), 2038 nucleotides. RefSeq names its product acyl-lipid (9-3)-desaturase. Lineage: Eukaryota; Viridiplantae; Streptophyta; Magnoliopsida; Arecales; Arecaceae. Gene Ontology annotation, cellular component: membrane. Gene Ontology annotation, molecular function: oxidoreductase activity, acting on paired donors, with oxidation of a pair of donors resulting in the reduction of molecular oxygen to two molecules of water. Gene Ontology annotation, biological process: lipid metabolic process. The record is from RefSeq and is a predicted model, not a curated record.